Chrysoperla carnea is the source of this 486-nucleotide messenger RNA. Its product is annotated as parvulin-like PPIase. The transcript has a single exon. The record is from RefSeq and is a predicted model, not a curated record. Gene Ontology annotation, molecular function: peptidyl-prolyl cis-trans isomerase activity. NCBI's taxonomy places the organism in Eukaryota, Metazoa, Arthropoda, Insecta, Neuroptera, Chrysopidae. The coding region runs from base 1 to 486 and encodes 161 amino acids.
AUGUUUGAUGAUGAAUAUAAUAAAUACGUAACUAGCUUAAUAGGUAAAGAACAAAUAAAAGUUGCUCAUAUUUUAGUUAAAUCUGAAAAAGAAGCUAAUGAUUUAAAAAAUAAAUUAAACAAAGGUGCAGAUUUUGCUAAACUUGCAGGAGAACCUUCUCUUGAUAAAGCUUCUGUUACAAAUGGUGGCGUAAUCGGUUUCAUUUUAUUAAAUCAACCAGGGCAGUUAGUACCUGAGUUUGAAAAUAAAGCUUUGGCUUUAAAAGUAAACGAAGUUUCAAUACCAGUGAAAACUGACUAUGGUUGGCAUAUCAUUAAGGUUCUUGAGAAAAAACCUGUACCUAUCCCAACUAAAGAAGAAGCUAAAAUGACUAUCGAUAAUGUAUUAGCAGCAGAAAUACUAAAAAAAUAUAUUAGCGAUUUAGAAGCUAAAGCUGAUUUAAAAAUUAUGUUACCUCCAGCUGCAAAUAACGAAGCCAAAAAGUAA